AUGAUUAAACUGAGCCGAGCAUGGACCGAAUCCGCCACGGCUCACGGUCUGCAAAUCCGGCGAGGCGCGCGGAGACCGAAACCGAACCAAGUGGGCCGGAACCAACCCGACUCCUGUCAGCAGCAGCGCAAGCAGACGGCGGGCCCGACUCUGCUGAUCCAGAGGCAGGAGAUGGUAGCCUUCUUCAGACUGUUUGAUGAUGAUCUGAUACAGGAUUUUCUGUGGAUGGACUGCUGCUGCAAACUUACAGACAAGUAUUUGCUGGCUAUGACGUUUGUGUACUUCAGGAGGGCUCGUUUCAGUGUCGGUGAACACAACAGAAUGAAUUUCUUCAUUGCCCUUUAUCUGGCAAACACAAUGGAAGAGGAUGAGGAGGAGACCAAGUAUGAGAUCUUCCCCUGGGCUCUUGGAAAGAGCUGGAGGAAACAUUUCCCUCGAUUCCUAAAGCAAAAGGAUCAACUCUGGGCAUGCAUAGAGUACAGAGCUGCUGUCAGCAGACGAUGCUGUGAGGAGGUAAUGGCUAUCAUGCCAUCUCACUUCAUCUGGCAGCGUGAGCGUGCAGAACAUCACAGUGGAGCUCAGAGACUGUACCGAAACCGGGAGGAGAUCCUCAUUCCCCGUGGACCCUCUGUUUCUCCAGAGCCUUGUUCUCUAUGUGCCAAGACCUCUGCUCAUCCCCGGCCUCGUCCAUCCUCCGCUGGAACCCGCUCUUCAGCAGUGCCCCUCGAGACUACACCACAAAAGUCAGAAACCUCUCGCAGACCUAGUAAGAUGACAAAGGCUAAGCGCACCUGUACCUGCACAAAUAGAGCAGGAUGUGAUGUGACCAGUGAAAUGUGUCGAGAUCAUUCGAUGGACUGGAUCAGUGAAGAGUAG
Xyrauchen texanus (razorback sucker) is the source of this 876-nucleotide messenger RNA. RefSeq names its product speedy protein A-like. The transcript has 6 exons. Gene Ontology annotation, molecular function: protein kinase binding. Gene Ontology annotation, biological process: positive regulation of cyclin-dependent protein serine/threonine kinase activity. The coding region runs from base 1 to 876 and encodes 291 amino acids. The record is from RefSeq and is a predicted model, not a curated record. Lineage: Eukaryota; Metazoa; Chordata; Actinopteri; Cypriniformes; Catostomidae.